AUGCUUUCCACAUACCUCAGGGAUUACAACUUCAACUUCAUCCUAGCGGACAAUGCACUUGGCUUCCAGAAGGCAGAUGAGCAGACCGUCGCCAUGAUCCUCCAGAUGAAGAUGCUUCUCAAGGAUCGAGCGCCAGAUUCGGAAUUUGCUCCGCUGGUCGAGAUCUGCACUGCGAACGCGCAAGCCCAGCUCGAGCUUUUGGGAAUCCAGAACACCAUCAACACUAUCUCUAUGAUGUCUAAAGCCAUGGCCCUGGUAGCCAUCGACACGCUGGCGCAUGGCGUCCUUUCCGACCUACUUUCGGCCUCGGGCAACAACAUGGACAUCAUGCCCCUCCGCGACUACCUUGGCCAGCAGCCCCUGCCCUCGCAGAUUUCGUUCGUGGAGGCCACUGCCAUGGUCAACAGAGCAGCACAGCAGGCUUGGGUGGUUUAG
Molecule: messenger RNA, 435 nt
Organism: Symbiodinium pilosum
Lineage: Eukaryota; Dinophyceae; Suessiales; Symbiodiniaceae
Source: the annotation of a GenBank genome assembly